Molecule: messenger RNA, 1465 nt
Organism: Ipomoea triloba (trilobed morning glory)
Lineage: Eukaryota; Viridiplantae; Streptophyta; Magnoliopsida; Solanales; Convolvulaceae
Exons: 3
Coding region: 232-1290 (352 amino acids)
Source: RefSeq, a predicted model, not a curated record
CCUCCAUUUUUUUUUUGUUUUAAAAAAAAAAUAAAAAAUCCUCCAUUUAAUUCGGGUAUGAUUAAUUUUUAUCAUACAUUUAGUUAUUGGUUAAUUUUAGAAGUUGGGAGUAAAUUUCUAUCGGGAUAUUAGGAUCAGUUUGUGCAGCUUCAGGUAACACGGGUCAAAUGUGAGGCGGGGAUGGUCAAAUUACAAAAGGUUUAGUUUUGUUUUUGGAUCGGAGGGGAUGAAAUGAGGAGAGGCGCCCGAGUAAAUGGUGGAGAUUGCUGUUAUCAGGAGGAGGAGGAUGAUGAUGUGUCUGUGGCAUCUUCUUCUUCUUCCUCAGUCUUGCGGUUUCCGGCAGGUAGUUUCUCCCUCGCCGCCGUGGGUGACGGUGGUGGAGGGAUGAAUUAUAUCGAGCACCCUGUAUCUAUGAUGGAUACCCUUGCCGGUGUAGCUAUCAGAUAUGGCGUUGAGGUGACUGAUAUUAAGCGAAUAAAUGGGCUAGUUUCUGAUUUUCAAAUGUUCGCCUUAAAGACACUUCAGAUUCCUUUACCAGGAAAACAUCCACCAUCUCCCACCAUGGCAGAUGGUAUUGAUUCACAUGGAUUGAAACUUUCUCCAGCAAUUUGCAGUUUAUAUGGUAUAAAAUUGGGAGAUGAAGAAGGGUCACCCUUGAAAAGAAGUCCUGCAGCACAUGGGAAUGGGAAUGGCAAUGGGAAUGGGAAGGGAGAAUCUCCUCAUUCUGUAGCUGUAGAGAGUGAGCACAUGUUCCUGUUUAGCAAAUCCUCAUCAAACCCACCUCUAAACCCCCGCAGGAAAUGCAGAAGCGUAGUUUUUACAAAUGUGGAGGAGGAGGAUGCAUUCUCUCCCAAAGAAUCAAAAUAUUAUUAUAACAAUGACUCCUCAGACAGCAGCAGCCCCCUGGCCCUGGGUGAAAAAUUCAUGAGGAAACGUCAGAAGUCUGAGUCUGACUUCUUGCGCAGCCCAGAAAUGUUGUUGCUCAAGGAAGACGAGUGCAGCAGUGGCGGAUUCUCAGCUGUUGGAAGCAGCACAGGCCUGGCUUUGAGACCCAAGGCCGCAGCAGCAGCAGCAGCGGCUAGUCGAGCCAUUGCCAUUGCAGAGCCUCCUAUUGCUAUUGAGUCGGUUUGUGCCAACAAUCUCACCAGAGUUAGGAGGUCAUCCAGCACAUCAAAUUUGCAAGAUUCAGAUACUAGCACGUUUACAUCCUUGUGGCCAAUUACAAAACCAAUCUUUGAUGGCCUACCUAAACCAAUAACCGGUCGAAGCAACAAGGCUGCACUGGAUUAGUUCUUACUUCAUGUAGAUGGGGGUACUACUCCAUUUUUCUUUGGGAAUAAAAAAUUUAAAAAAUAUAUAUACAUUUUUAGCUCUGGUAGAGGAAGAAUGUUAACAUAUCCCAUAUAGACAAACACAUUCUUUAUUCAUGCUUCUUAAAACAGGCCAUUUCCAUUGUUGUGUCAAA